AUGAUUGAUGUCAACAUUUCAUCUGGUGAUACGGAACGAGAAAGACAGUUUAUUAGAAUGGGAAAGUACAUUCGACAACUCAAGAGGCUUAUCAAGAAGGGAGGACAAUUAGUGGAGGCUGACGAUCUCCCUUCCUAUAUAAACCUCUUUGGUCAUCAUGUGGAGAUGGCGAUGCGACAUUGGUAUCGAUCUAUACUUCCUAAAGAAUUUCAACUGUCAUUACCUCUCUUUGAAGAUCCAGGGGAUGAUCUUCAUUUCUUUACGAUAUUAGAAAAAGAGUGUGAUAAUUUACCGAUCGCUCUCUUAACGACAACUGUACUUUAUAACGAAUACUUAGUCAUGACCAAGUCCUAUGUUCCCAAGGACCCUAUAGAAACCAAAACCAGCACUGAGGAGCUUAUCCGUCAAUUU
Cokeromyces recurvatus is the source of this 411-nucleotide messenger RNA. RefSeq lists its product as uncharacterized. The record is from RefSeq and is a predicted model, not a curated record. NCBI's taxonomy places the organism in Eukaryota, Fungi, Mucoromycota, Mucoromycetes, Mucorales, Mucoraceae. The annotation marks the transcript as partial. The transcript has a single exon.